Molecule: messenger RNA, 680 nt
Organism: Cutaneotrichosporon oleaginosum
Lineage: Eukaryota; Fungi; Basidiomycota; Tremellomycetes; Trichosporonales; Trichosporonaceae
Source: RefSeq, a predicted model, not a curated record
UGGCGCUGUGUUUUGCUCCUCCUCCCCUCCAUUCGCCACCCAACUCGAGUUGACUCGUGGAUCGUCGACCCGCGUCAACCGUUACGACCAAUGUCUUCAACUGCACCACACUCCACAACCAACGCCGUUCUGUCGGGGCUCAUGGUAGCAUGCACUCUUACGUGGCUGUUGUAUGCAGGCGCACUGUCAAGCCGUGAGCGCCGCGAGGCAUUCUCACCACCCCUUCUCGCGCUCUCUCAUCCCAAGGGCCUCGUCGUCGUACGAGGGUUGCUGCUGGCUCUCCUUGGCCCGGCCAUGGCCGGCCAAAUCCAGCUGGUAGGAGCUCUUCUUGGCCAACGCACGGUCCGCGGCACCCCCAGUCUUCCACGUCGUCGCGUCGUCGCGUCGUCGCGUCGCGUCCGGCGACCUGGGGCCAUUCCGUGGCCUCGCUGGCGGUCGUGUCGAGGGCCGUGCACACUGCGCCGCGCCGCGCCAACGCCAUCUCUUAGCCUCUUGGCCUCUUGGCUUGUGCAGAGCCAACGGCCAAGGGGCGUCUCAUGCGCCUCAUUUUACCGCAGUGAUCUGGCGCCCACGCCCGGCGAUCGGUGACUCCCACCCGCCUACGUCUGUCGAAACGUCAAGCUGAUACGCCCUUCCUUGACGCGCCGCUCCUUGGGAAUCUCGUGCUGCCAUCAGUCACC